AUGUCUUCUUUCAAAGUUUUCCACGUUGCCCCAGAGCAGCCUACAAACCUGGCAGACAGGACUUCAAUCCCCCUGCCUGGGAGCGACCUGGAUCCUGAGCUUAUAGUCAACUCCAUCACCAUCCCUCGUCCUUUAGAAACCGAUCGCCUCCGCGUUUCCUUGGCAAAAACACUGCAGCUCUUCCCGCUGCAUUGUGGAACCCUCAAGCGAGAAGUAACUGGCAAUGCUUGGUCAAUCAGACUGACAAACAGACCCGUACGCCUCGUGGUGGGUGUGACGGAUAACCCGGGGCCCUUCUCCGACCAGUGGAUGGGGGAGACGCAUUCAGACUACUACGAGGAAAUCGACCGCGAAACCAUGUUCAGCGAACGUGAUACUCCUUUAUUUCUCGCCAAAGUAACCACGUGGAGAGAAACAGGACAGACGGCUCUCUUUGUCUGUAUUUGGCAUGGCCUGGGAGACGCUUUUGCUGCCCUGCACUUCCUCAUGACUUGGUCAGCAUUAUACCAGGGCAAACCCCCUCCUGGCGAUCCGACGUUUUCCAAGUUUUUCUUGCCGGCACCAGAGAUUCUGUCCACAUCUUCAUAUACAUCAGAGCUGUCAAGGCUAUCAUACCUUUCUCUUGCAUUUGAGCCAGAGUUCUGCGCUCGCAGAAAUACGCUUAUCAAAGAGCAGACCGUUCGCUUAGACAUUGACGUUGCAGGAUGCUUCGUUGACAAGAUUUGGGCAUCAGUCAAACAAGAGAGCCCCGUGAACAAUGGCCAUGUGGGUCGGGGAGAUGCGUUUUCGGGUUACUUGAUAGCAGCCCUUCAAGGCUCCUUUGAGAAGCCCGUCGAGACGUUGUUUCAAUUUGUUUCGGCUCGAGGCCGCUCCGCAACCUAUAAUGGUCAAAACUUGUAUUUCCCCCGUUCCACUCAGGGUAAUGUGUUUGUCCUGUGGUCAACCCCAAUUACCACUGCGCCAAAUGAGCAAACGCCCCGAACACUUGCUCAAACGCUAUUCAGGGGCCGCAGUAGUCUCGCGGACAGGGACCGUCUCGGCCGAGCACUCAUGCUCACAAACUACCUUUGGAGUAGAGCUUUUGCCGAGAACAAGAGGAUCAUAGACAGUGGGUUUCAAGACGCAAUCAUCAUCAAUUGGCUUGUUGGGAUUGGAGGCAACGAGGCCCACUUUGGAUUUCCUCUUGAAUCCGGCAACGUGGAUUGGGAGUCCACGGAGAAAUUUGUCCAGGUUUGGAAUGCCAAUCCUAUGAAGCAGACUGAUGGUACUUGGCGAAGAGAUCCCGGGGGCGUCCAUAUUUUACUUCGGCUUCAACCAAGGCAUGCAACCAAGUUUCUUGAAAAGCUGCGGCAGGAUAUGGAUCGUCUGUCGAUUGAGCAGUCAUAUCCAUCAUCUCCGACUUCACUUAUACGCCGCCUGCAAGAUGUAGAGUCACACGGUCUUGGGGUGGAAAGUCGUUCCACGGAAAAGGCUAUGCUCUAA
Metarhizium robertsii ARSEF 23 is the source of this 1482-nucleotide messenger RNA. RefSeq names its product Chloramphenicol acetyltransferase-like domain protein. The coding region runs from base 1 to 1482 and encodes 493 amino acids. The transcript is spliced from 7 exons. Gene Ontology annotation, molecular function: acyltransferase activity, transferring groups other than amino-acyl groups. The record is from RefSeq and is a predicted model, not a curated record. NCBI's taxonomy places the organism in Eukaryota, Fungi, Ascomycota, Sordariomycetes, Hypocreales, Clavicipitaceae.